AUUUUCUCUACCAAAACCCCUAUUAACCCAUUCUACACUCAACUCCCACGGGCUUUUCUUUUCAUUUGGCAGAAGCCAUCAUUUGGAAAAAAACCAAACCCAUUUGACUCCUUCUUAGCCAUGAGUUUUUUGCUCUGCCAACACUCAACAUUUGCAGAGGAGAAAACACGCACAAAAAGCUAAUUUGGCGACCCAUUUUACUCACUCGGCUCUCUCUGGAAAAAUCAGACAGGCCACAAAGAAAAAAAAUUCCCAACUCCCUCUCAAUAUACAUCCCUCGGCCCUUUCUUUGACUCUCACCAGAAAACACACAAGAACAAAGCUCCCCAUUUUGGCCUUCCUUAAGCUCUCAACGGACAGAAAAGGAUAGACGAAGGAAACUUUGGGAGCCAGGGAGAUACGCUCAAGGUGUGGAAAUUGUAUCAAACAUUUUGGUUAAGGAACUACCACCUACAUUGAGGAUAAUUUGACUCCACUUAGUCACCACUUCAAACGGGAGAUGGAAAGCCCUCGCCGAGUGCAACAGAUGUUAGUAGUGCCGCCAGAGGUACAAAGAUGGCCCACGUUACUCUCACCCAAUGAGGUUAACCAAAUAGCCGAUCGAUUAGGACACAUCGGGGAUUUCAAGAAUAUUAAGUCCGAUGGAUAUUUGGUAGAAGCUUUGGUGCAUCUAUGGGACCCCACUUGUUCUGCUUUUAGAUUUGGAAAAAGGGAGAUGACCAUAACGAUUGAGGAAGUCGCCGGAUUUCUCAAUUUGCCGAUUCAAGGAACUGCCGUGGUAUUGCCACUAGCAUCUAAUAAAGUUAAAUUUUGCCGUUUCACUGGGUUAAAGGAAUCAGUACUACAAGGGGCAGACCAAAAUAUAGAGGCGAAGUUCUUAUUUGAUCGAUUUGCGCUAAGAGAUGGUUUUGAGAGGCAUCGAGGGGACUUCUCGUUUACUUCCAAGGAAACGUGGAAUCGAAAGAGAGUCUGGGUAUACGGUUUAGUCAUGACGGGAACCUUCUUUUUUCCUAGGAAAGAUAAAAAGAUAGCCUUCAAGCUCACUAGAAUCCUGUAUGACUUGUUUCUUGGAAUUAAUGAUAGGCCGUGUUCCAUUAUUCCUACCAUUUUGGCCGACAUCUUCAUAGCCUGCACUACCUGUCAGAAAGGGAAAAAGUUUUUUUGUGGUUCAAAUUUGAUCUUACAUAUAUGGGGAAUGGAGCAUUUCAUGAGACGACCGGCUAUUUCAUCAAGUCUACCAAUGUUCGCAUACAACUGGAUAAUCACACAUCACAAGAGGAUUAAUAGAGACAGUCUGCCGUGCAAUGCAUCUGAGUUUGUGGAUUUCUUGAAGAACGUGACUGAUCAAAAUAUUAGAUGGGUGUUGGAUUGGACCGAUUGUACUAAACCCGUUCUUCGCACCCAGGCAUCCGAAUUCAUUCUCUUACUGGGUACUCAAGGGAUUACUGCCUACGCCCCAAAAAGGUUUCUCAGACAAUUAGGGCGUACCCAAGAAAUACCACCCGUGCUUGACAUGAGCGAAGUCACCAUUAUUUUUAACUGGGGAAUGUGCCCAAAUCAAAUCCCUAUGAAAGAUCGGAUUAUUGACGCCUGGGUGACGCUAUCUGAUGACGUGAGUUUUAGAUACAUCCCAGAGCUCAAGCAGAAGGGUUUGACGACUUCACAAUACGAAGACUGGGUAGGAGGAUCCGCUGCGCAAGAAAUUCAAGAUGAGCCAUCUGAGGAGGUGAAAAGGUUGAAAGCCAUUAUCGAAGCAAAGGAUAAGGAAAUUCUGCAGUUAAGUAAGUCUGCCGAAGCAUACAAAGGGAUGGCCGAGCAAAGCAAGCAAUUGUAUGAAAAUGAACGAGGAAGGCGUCAAGAGCUGAAAAGGAAAUGUGCAGAAUUAUAUGACCAAACUGAAUGUGUUAGAAUUUCAUAUGCUAGGGAAACAAAGGACUCUGUAUUAGAUAGGUUCAGAAGCUUUGGCAAUCUUGUACGGAAUCGUCUUCGUGACAUGAUGUAAAUAUUGGCAAGUUUAUCAAUGAAAAUGAUUUUUCUUCUGCUCUCA
Messenger RNA from Coffea arabica (coffee), 2047 nucleotides. The record is from RefSeq and is a predicted model, not a curated record. NCBI's taxonomy places the organism in Eukaryota, Viridiplantae, Streptophyta, Magnoliopsida, Gentianales, Rubiaceae.